UCGUCGUCCUCCCAUGGAGACCUUCAGCGAGCCCCUGAAGCCGCCCGCCUCGCCGUCGCUGCCGGAGAAGAAGCGCCUGCACCGCGCCCCGUCGCCGGCCCGGCCCUUCCUCCUGCUCAAGGACCCGCUGCACGCCCGCGCCUCGCCCGCCAGGCCCCCUCCCGCGCCCCCCAAGUCCCCCAGCCUCUCCGCCAAGCCCCCGUCCCCGGCGCCCCUCUGGCCCGCGCCUCCCAGCCGCCUCUCCCGGCGGAGCAAGGCGCCGGCCUCGCCCGCCUCCCCGAGCGGGCUCUGCCUCCGGGGCUCCGCCAAAGCCGCGCUCUCCUGCAAGAAGCGGGCCCAGGAGCAGGCGGGGAAGCCUCCGCCGCAUCCCCAGCCUCCCGAGGGCGGAGGGAGAGGCAAGAAGGGGAAGCGCGCUGCCUCCUCCGCCGCCGCCUCCGCCUUGGUCCCCCCCGCCGUCCGCAUCAGCCACACCGACAGCAGCUCCGACCUCUCCGACUGCCCCUCCGAGCCGCUCUCCGACGAGCCCAGGCUGGCCCAGGCCGCCAGCAGCGACGCCGAGUCCAGCGACCGCGAAAGGGAGCAGCCCCUGAGGCCUCCCGCGCCGCCUCUCAGCGCCCCAGAGCCCGCCAGCCACAAGGCUGAGCCUCCGCCGCAAGAGGCCGGCGAUGGGGCGCCCGCGGGGAAAGCCGCCGAGAAAGCCGCCCCCAAAAGCAGGCCCGGAGGAGGAGGAGGAAAAGCCCCGCUCGGGACGCCCCUCUUCGGGAAAGCGCCUGUCGCCGAUGAGGAGGAGCUGCUCCGGGAGAUCGAGGAACUGCGCUCCGAGAAUGAUUAUCUCAAGGAUGAGCUCGAUGAACUCCGAGCUGAAAUGGAAGAGAUGCGUGACAGCUACCUUGAAGAAGAUGUUUACCAACUUCAGGAGCUAAGGCGAGAGCUGGACCGUGCAAACAAGAACUGCCGCAUUUUGCAGUAUCGUCUCAGGAAAGCAGAGCAGAAAAGCUUGAAAGUUGCACAGACAGGUCAAGUUGAUGGAGAGCUAAUUAGAAGUUUAGAACAAGAUCUAAAGGUAGCCAAAGAUGUAUCUGUCAGGCUGCACCAUGAACUGGAGAAUGUGGAAGAGAAGCGUGUGAAAGCAGAGGAUGAAAAUGAAGUCCUUCGUCAACAAAUAAUUGAGGUGGAAAUAUCCAAGCAGGCAUUGCAAAAUGAGUUGGAUAGAUUGAAAGAGAGCUCCCUGAAGAGAAGAGGCAGCAGGGAUAUUCAUAAAGAAAAGAAGGCAUUUGCUCAGGAAGACAGUGCUGAUUUGAAGUGCCAGCUUCAGUUUGCCAAAGAAGAAGCAGCACUGAUGCGUAAGAAAAUGGCCAAGCUCGGCAGGGAAAAGGAAGAACUGGAACAAGAACUCCAAAAAUACAAAACCAUCUAUGGAGAUGUGGAAAGCCCUCUCCCCAUUGGGGAGGCCGGAGGACCACCCAGCACAAGAGAAGCUGAAUUGAAGCUUCGUUUGAAACUGGUAGAAGAGGAAGCCAACAUUUUGGGUAGGAAGUUAGUGGAGCUGGAGGUGGAAAAUAGAGGUAUUAAGGCUGAGAUGGAGGAUAUGAGGUGCCAGUAUGAGAGAGUAUGUCUCAGUCAGGACCAUGUUUCAAGCAUUCCUACCUCGCCUUAUGGUGACUCUGUAGAGUCAGCUGCAGAACUACGCCGCCAUUUGCAAUUUGUGGAAGAAGAAGCUGAACUGCUGAGGAAAUCGAUUGCUGAGAUUGAAGAUCAUAAUAAGCAGUUAACAAAUGAAUUGAACAAAUUCAAAUUUGAACCUGGGCAAGAGGCCAGCUGGCUUGAUGAAACUGCAUCCAAGUCUGGUGGGUCUUUACAAGAAGAGCUGAAAUCGGCCCGGAUGCAAAUCAAUGAACUUAGUGGAAAGGUGAUGAAACUCCAGUAUGAGAAUCGAGUGUUAAUGUCCAAUGUGCAGCGUUAUGAUCUUGCCUCUCAUCUAGGAUUGCGAACAUCAAGCCCCAGGGAGAGUGAUGCCGAGAGUGACACAGGGAAAAAAGAAUGUGACAACGAAGAAGGCCGUCUACCUCAACCAAAGAGAGAAGGACCCAUUGGGGGUGAGAGUGAUUCUGAAGAAGUCUAUGAAAAGACAUCAGGUUUUGGGAGUGGGAAGCCAUCAGAAGUAAGCGAACUGACAAGGGCCAAAGAAGAUGCAGAUUUUCUGGUGAACAUUAGACGUGAAGCUGAAAGGCUUGAAAGAGUUGUGGACCGUCUCAUUGUUGAUACAGAUAGUUUACUAUAUGAAGCAAAAGUGCUCAUAACCAGCAGCGUUUCCUCUGAGCUAGUGUUUGAAAAAGAUGAGGAGAAAAAGGAGAGUAAGACUGAACCAGAACUUUUGGACACCAUCAAUUCAAGAAUGAAAAAUUUCCAGAAAGAACUGCAAACAUUUUUGGAGAAAGUUGACAAUGUGGGGAAAGAACAGAUCGAUGAUCUUUCCCCUCUCCCUCACCUUACAGAGUCUUCCAGUUUUCUGUCCACCAUGACAUCCAUAUCCCGAGACUCACCCAUUGGUAAUCAGGGAAAAGAAUUAAUCACAGAUUUACAGUCCAAACUGAGGGAUCAGAUGGAAUGGCAGCGCAGUCAAGACCUUGGAGAGGAGCGAGAGAAUCGUCACCAACGAAGCCCUACUGAACCACACGACAGAGCUGAUGGAGACUUUAAACUCUACAGGCCAGGAAACAAGAGUUGUUUCAGUCUAGAGAAUGUAUCGAUACAGGAGAUUCAGGCUCAGCUUGAGCAGGAGGUGAAACUUCGACAAGAGGAGCAAGAAACUUUUACAGAAAGGAUCAUGCAGCUGGAAGAGGAGCAUCUGCAAACCCUACGGAGAAAAGACUUGGAGGUACAAAGCUUGACUUUGCAGAACAAAUUGGAAGAGAAGACCUGGGGUCAAGAGAAAACCUUGAUGCAUCAAGAACUUGGGCAUUUCAAGCAGAACACUUUUCUCUUCUAUAUCAAAUUGAAAUGGUUGUUGAAACAUUGGCGGCAAGGCAAGCGAAUAGAGGACCAAGGAGAGAACAUACUUGAGAUAGAGCAUUCAGAUCCCAUGCCAGAAUUCAGCUUUCAGUCCGAACAAAAGGGUGAUGAACGGGAAGAGGAGGAGGAUGAAGAGGAAGUGUUUACAAUGGCAGAUUAUUCCCAACAUUCCACUGUGGAAAUAAGUGAUCAUGGGCCACCCCUACAGACUGCAGAACUGUUGCAGCAUCAAAAGCAGGCGAGAGAAAAUCACCGACUCUUAAAUGCCUUGAAAAUACUGUUGGAUGACUUCUGGAAUGAACUCCAGAAUGAUGAGCAAGAACGCCAUAGUUUCCAGCAGCAGUAUGCUACUGAUAAAGCAGCUUGGGAAGUGGAAUGGACAAAGCUAAAGUGUCAGCUGGAACAGCUGGAAGAAAAGAGUGGAAAAGCACAAAGUGAGCUUGGUCUUGAUAUAAAGGCAGCUUUCAACAGGGAGAGAGAAGAGCACAAGAAGCUUCUGGCUGACCAUCACCAAUUGAUGCUGGACCUGCGAUGGCAACUCCAACACAAAGAAAAGAGCUGGAAUAGAGAAAAAAUGGAGCUUUUGGAGCGGCUUGACAAAGACCGACGAGAGUGGGAGCGACAAAAAAAAGAGCUGCUAAGGAGACUGGAGCAGAAAAUACAUCCACAACGAGGAGACAGCAUCCUUUGUGACUCAAAAGCAACUGGCCUUCCUUCAUUUUCAAGUCCAGAGAAACAUCGUGUACCUCGUCCAAUGGGGUUGCGAUCGUACUCUGAUUCUGACACCAUGCCGUUUGAAGAUCGGACAGCGUCUAAACUAAAAGAGAGUGACAGAUGCAUUGCCACAGAAAACCUCUUUCUAGAUACAUUGUCCCUUGAUUCUCCCGAUGAUUCCGAAGAACCACAUCCUCACGAACUGGAACGAGAAAGGUUUUUAAUUUGUGGAAAUGAGGAAGAAGAAAUGCACAAGGGAAAUCUUCAAAGGGCAAUGUCGGUUUCCUCUAUGUCAGAAUUCAAGCGCUUGAUGGACAUUUCUCCUUUUCUCCCCGAAAAGACUCUUCCUUCCUCCAGCACCAAGGAGGAUAUAACACCCCCAUUAUCCCCAGAUGAUUUAAAAUACAUUGAGGAAUUCAACAAAAAUUGGGAUUACAGCACUACCAGAAACCAUGGUGGAGCUGUGGAGAGGCCUAUUGAAGCAUGGGCAGAAAGGACAGAGAUUGGAAAGGCUGGGAAUAAUUCAGUUCCAGAUCCAUUCCAGCCAUCUUCAUGGUACCUCACUACCAGUGUGACUAUGACAACUAAUACGGUGACCAGCCCUGAGCACUGCCAGAAACAGCCGCUGAGGAGUCAUGUUGCUACAGAAAAAGUGGGAGUUAGAGUAUUUCAUAGUCCACCCGUUGUCCGCAGGUUUGAUAAUUCAGUAGCAGGUGGCAAUGAAGGGAAAGGCCAGCCUGAGCCAGACUUUUUGUUUCCUGUGACCAAAACUAAGAGUAAUGUGGGUGAGACAAAAGGUGCUUCUUCAGAAGUGUUUGGGCGAUGGUCAUGUGACCUCUCCAAACAUCAUAAUAAUUUCAUGGAAACUGGUAUUCAUCCCAUCGAGCGCCCUAUUUGCACUACUGUGAGUUUUGCCUCAUCUUUACAUAGCUUGGAAAUGUCCAAAAACAUGAGUGAUGAUAUGAAGGAAGUUGCUUAUUCUGUCAGAAACGCAAUACGAUCCAACUCAACUGAGCUUCAGUUCAAAGACACAGCUUGUCAGACUAAUGGAGUGAGGACUAUGGGGACUCAAACCACUCAAACAAUCAAUGUGGGCUUGCAAACAGAAACUCUGCGCAGUAUCACCAGCAGCCCACACAGAUGUCUGACACCAAAAGGGGGAGCCACACCUGUGUCAUCACCAUCCAGAAGCCUCAGAAGUAGGCAGAUGGCACCAGCUAUUGAAAAGGUCCAGGCCAAAUUUGAACGCACAUGUUGCUCUCCCAAAUACGGCUCCCCCAAAUUACAGAAGAAAACAUUCUCUAAAACAGAUCAGCCAAAUAACCGAACCUCCCCAAGCACACCUCAGAAAGGUUUCAGUGAAUCUGCUUGGGCCAGAUCCACCACUACAAGGGAAAGUCCCGUUCAUACCACAAUCAACGAUGGCCUCUCCAGUUUAUUCAAUAUCAUUGACCAUACCCCUGUGGUUCAGGACACCCUCCAAAAAUGCUCCAGGUCUAGCAGCCGGUCGAGGUCGGCAGAACCCAGGGCAGAACUGGGGCCUAUGCAGGACAUGUACACGGGUAUUCGUGGCCGGUCGCCCAGUCCUCUCCGUUUUGGUGCAGAGUUACAAAAGGAUGAAGGAACAGAGACCACAAGCAUUAGGCAGGACUUAUCUGCUCCUCCGGGAUACAACCUUACAGAAAAUGCUGCCAGAAUCUUGAACAAGAAACUGAUGGAGCAUGCCUUAAAGGAGGAAAAAAGGCUUGCUUCACAGAGCCCUCCCAGUCUUAGCAAUGAGAACAGCACAGGAGAAAUAGACAGAGUUGAACCAGGGUCCAUUGAGGGACUACUACCUUGUUCCGCACUAGCUCCAUCCCUAGAAUCCUGCUUCUCCCGACCGGAGAGACCAGCGAACCGGCGCCCACCUUCCCGUUGGGCCUCUUACUCCCCUACUGCCUCAUUAUCUCCUGGGGAAGAAUAUGGAAGCAAGGAACUGCCGUUGGGAUAUCCAAGCCAGGAUGCAAGCCUGCAUGAAUUAUCACGGAAUAAUUCACUGUUUUUUGCAUUGUAGCACCAUUACCAUGGCCAGUCUCUGUCAGCGAAGAGAGCUCAAGUUGUCACGGUCAAAGAACGUUCUAGAAAGCAGCAUGUCCAAUUUCAGAAACAGAGGUGUUUCUAGAAUGAAACAGUUAAUGUGCCUGUAAUAACUUAUUUUUUUCAUAGCUCAGAAAACUAUUUUUGCCUCCAUCUUUUCUACACACAGUAUAUUAAUUAAAAGGGUCUAAAACUAUACAGAUAAAGGUAAGCUUUUAAAUGAGACAUACAUUGUGUUCCAAGGGAAAUUGAAUGUGUUCUCUCUCUUUCUCUCUGACUAAUGACUGCCUUCUAUUAUAUUUGCACUGUUAAGGUCUGGGUUCUGUUGGCCAUUUUCCUGUCUUCUUGAUUUAAAAUGAGAAAUGUCAGUUAAAUUUAUUCAACUUUAUUAUUUUGAAAAAAAUAACAUUCAUAAAGGUGCUUUAGCAUGUCUGAAGUGGUAAAUCUUAAGUAGUGAAGAAAGCCAUUGAACUAGUUGACUAGAAUUGUCUUAAGCAAGCUAGAGGGGAAUACAGGGAAUAUGAAAUGCAUAGAAAGGAAGGGGGAUCUUCAGCCAGUCUUAAUGAAGUGAGCUCUAUCACACAUACACACACGCAUACACACAUACACAUAUUCACCACUCCCACCGCCACACAUAACAGAUUUGCAUGUCUUUAGGUUCCUAGCACUUUAGUGCAUGUACAUCCCGCUAUUGUACUCUCACCAUCACAUCAAUGUGUCUCAGUCUCUUUCAUUGUUAUAUUGUUGUGAAUUUAUCUGUACUGUACUUUUAAUGUUGGUAUUCUUGCAUUGAUUGUACAAAAAGAGGAUUUUUAAAUAAUUAUUCAAACAGUUCAACAGACUAUGUACAGUGUUUAUUGAAAUCUUCCCUUGUUGGGGGAAAGCACUGAGAACUCUGGGCAUACUGUAACUGGUCUUGUUUUCGAAGUCUGUUUGAGACCAUGUGAUGUGGAAAUAAAACUCCUCAGUAUUUACAAA
Anolis carolinensis (green anole) is the source of this 6780-nucleotide messenger RNA. It is a transcript of the gene mtcl1, whose product is annotated as microtubule crosslinking factor 1. The record is from RefSeq and is a predicted model, not a curated record. Gene Ontology annotation, biological process: establishment or maintenance of epithelial cell apical/basal polarity; microtubule bundle formation; regulation of autophagy. NCBI's taxonomy places the organism in Eukaryota, Metazoa, Chordata, Lepidosauria, Squamata, Anolidae. Gene Ontology annotation, cellular component: lateral plasma membrane; midbody; microtubule bundle. Gene Ontology annotation, molecular function: microtubule binding.